Molecule: messenger RNA, 1209 nt
Organism: Colletotrichum lupini
Lineage: Eukaryota; Fungi; Ascomycota; Sordariomycetes; Glomerellales; Glomerellaceae
Exons: 8
Coding region: 1-1209 (402 amino acids)
Source: RefSeq, a predicted model, not a curated record
AUGGAAAGUACUAGAAGGGCCGCAGGAACACUCAGACGUCAGCCUUGGGACAACUUAAUCGGCACAACAGAGCCCCAUCGUCUGUUCGAGACGGAGUACUGGCUUUCGAAGGGCUUCGAUGGCCGUGACACGAAUGCUCUAUCCGACUCUGUGGAACUCAAGCCCGGGGCUCGGAAUCUGGUGCCCAGGCCCAUGUUCAGUUCUCGUCCUCCCCCAGUGUCGUCACAGGUGCAGGACACGCUCCUGAAUACACGAGAGAUUGAGGCUGUGCAGCACUCUCAUGCCUUGUCUCUCUGCUCUUCUGCCACAGCCAUGUCCCGUUCCCAUUCCUCGCCUAUCCGCAAGUUGCCGUCCGGCCCGUCUCGUGUUGUGUCGCGUCACAUCGUCGAGCUUCAAGCGGCGGUGUCAUCAACUCACAUCAAUUGCUGCUUCACUGGCGGCACGGUAUCCGUACGCGGUACGCCUCUGAAGACUGAAGCUGCCGCUCCGGCCCCCGAGUCCCGGUGGCGGUUCCCGCUCCAACGGCAUCGACUGUGUCUGCCAACUUCGCGUGCCACCAUCGCUAGCGAGCGGACCGGGCUGAGUCAAAAUAGCACCAAGACAUGCGCUAUCGUUGGGAAAGCUUCCAGUCCAAAAGUGACGAAUUUCAGUUCCUGGCGGCGUCCAGGGAGACGCUAUGACCACGGCAUCAAGAGUUCGAGACCCCUUCGUCACCUCCAGCGUCUCGGCUACCCACGCAACGCUGCUCCCGAGGCUUUGCCGCACCUGAGAAUGUGGGCUACACACCCUGAAACCCUGGUAACAUGCUGGACAGCUGGAAAAUCGAAUUUGGGACCCAUUGCAGCAUUUUCCAAGGUGUUUCAAGAUGUGCUGGGGAGUGCUUGUCACUUCAUAUUACCGACCAAUGUCUUCCGUUCCAAGCAGCCAAAUCUUCGCUGUAUUUGCCAUAUUAUGAUCCUCACGGGUGUUUGGCCAUGUCUCUGGGGUGUGGGCCGCAGCCGUUCGCAGAAUUCACGGGAAUCUGAUGCAGCCCCAGGCAUUCUCACGUAUCGAGUCUUCGUCUCGUAUCUUUCUGCACGUGCUCCCGCCCGCGAAGCACCGCAGAGUCGACUCGCGGGUGAUGCUGCACAGGUGUCAUGUUUGAGAUGUCGGGAUGAACUCUGCGGCAGCCUCGUCCCCAACACUGGCAAAAAACCAACACGGCUCUAA